GUGAUGACCAUUGAGGACCAGGCAUCAGCUUCUCCAUUUACUGAGCAACCUGUAAUUCUCCUGGAAGACCAAGAAGAGCCACCUGAGUCUCCACAACAUCCACCAGAGUUGCCUUUGGAUGAAACAGAUCUUCAGACUAUAUUAGCAAAACUAUACAGCAAGGUUGAUAUGACUUUCUCUCCUACAAGCAACCAAAUAAAUGUGUGCAGAGACAGGAUUUUAGAAUGUAGCCUGCAUGCCUUCAGAAGAUGCCGUUUUGAUCCAGCAGCAAAACUGGAUGUUAUUUUUGUGGAUGAAGAGGACAACGCUGAAGGGGCAGUUGAUGAAGGUGGUCCCACACGGGAGUAUCUAAGACUGUUAAUGAGGGCCAUUCAUCAAUCUAAUGUCUUUGAGGGGCAUGAGAAUGACCGCCAUCUAGCUUUGGACACUAGUGGUCAGUAUUCUUUCCUUUUUUUUUCUUCCCAAUUCUUAAGGAUGGAAAAUUGUCAACUAACAUUUUUUUUUUCUUUAGCGCUGGAGUCAAAAAUGUACAACUGUAUUGGAAAAAUGAUAUCAGUCUGUUUGGUGCAUGGAGGCAUUGGACCACAUUUCUUCUCUCAAAGGCUGUAUGACCAGAUUUGUGGCACAUUGUCUCAACCUACCCUGGUUGAGGAAGUUGUUAACCAUUCAUUCAGACAGCAGUUGAUCAAAAUUCAGGAUACAAACACAAUCGUGGAGGCAAACGAAGCCAUUAUGCAGGCAGCAGAUACCCUGAGCAUUGUUGGAGCAUUAAGGCGUGUAACUACUCUGGAAGAGAGGGACUCCCUUGUGCAAUCUGCUGCAGACUUCUUUGUAAAUGGCCGAGUGUGCACUUCAUUGCAACAGUUUGUGGAAGGUUUGAAGACUCUUAAUGUGCUAGACGAGAUUCAGAAAAACCCUGAAGUCUUUCAUGAAUUGUUUGUCUGAGGAGAAACCACUCUUGGCACGGGACAUGUACACACUUUUCCAAGUGUGUUUUUCUGUGCAAGGCAGCAAUAAAAGGAGGAUAGAAAAUCAAACCAUAUGCUACUGGAGAGACUGGUUGGUGGAUAUUGAAGAAGGAGAAUGCAGUCCCAUUACCCUUGAAAUGAUACUGGAGUUCGCUUCCGGCGCAUCCACGGUACCUCCACUGGGCUUUCCCCAUCGUCCACAAAUUGAAUUCCUCCAUGAGGCUAACAGAGUCUUCCCAGAAGCAAAUACUUGCCUUGUAGUACUCCGCCUUCCUGUACACCCAGACUAUGAGUCUUUCACAAAGUACAUGACAGACGGGGUGCUGCAGGCACCUACCUUUGGUGUUGCAUAAUCAGCUAAGUGUAAUAAGCAGUUCUUUUAAAAAAGAGUUGGAACGUUUUGAAAAGUUAAGUGUUUUAAAGCAAGUUAUAGUAAGGGUAAUGUAAUGGCCAAACUUGGAAAAUAUUGAAAUGUAAUGUAAUUGCUUCUUUUUUUUUCUUGCAAAGAAUAGAUGUCUUAUUAACCACUUUUUGGUUUCAUAAUUUAAAGGUGGAUGUUUGAGCCACACUGCAAAAACAAAAGGUCUUAUCAAGUAGUUUUGGACUACUUUCUAGUGCAAAUUUCUUAGUACACUAGAGAUAAAACUAAUAUACAUGUAACUUUUCAUCAAGAUAUGAGCUUGUUUUAAGUCUAAUUAUUUAGCAUUGUU
Molecule: messenger RNA, 1678 nt
Organism: Xiphophorus couchianus (Monterrey platyfish)
Lineage: Eukaryota; Metazoa; Chordata; Actinopteri; Cyprinodontiformes; Poeciliidae
Product: G2/M phase-specific E3 ubiquitin-protein ligase-like
Exons: 5
Coding region: 4-945 (313 amino acids)
Molecular function (GO): ubiquitin-protein transferase activity
Source: RefSeq, a predicted model, not a curated record